AUGACUUCUAAAAGACGGCUUUCGAGUAACAGUGAACAUAAAUCUGCUGUGGAAAGCUCGGUGCCCGAACACGCGGCAGAAAUCGCCGAGGAACUGACCAAGAAAGGAGACGAAUUCCAUGACCAACCGUUAACGCAUCAUGAUGCAGGCGAGUUUGCUCAACUCCAAAGGCACAAAACCACUGCCGAACAAGCAAAAAAGCUAGAAAGCGGCACGGUCAAUCCUUUUACCGGGUCUGCAUUCUCACCUCGCUAUUUCGACAUCUUGAAGAUAAGAAGGGAUUUGCCUGUUCACGCUCAAAGAGACGAGUUUCUCAAAAUUUACCAGGAAAACCAGAUCAUGGUUUUCGUAGGUGAAACCGGUUCCGGUAAGACGACCCAGAUCCCACAGUUCGUGCUGUUUGAUGAAAUGCCACAUCUAGAGAACAGCCAGGUGGCGUGUACUCAACCUCGUCGUGUGGCAGCGAUGUCUGUGGCCCAGAGAGUUAGCGAAGAAAUGGACGUGAAAUUGGGCGAAGAGGUGGGUUAUGCGAUUCGUUUCGAGAACAAGACCUCUAAUAAAACUAUUCUGAAGUACAUGACCGAUGGUAUGUUGCUAAGAGAGGCUAUGGAGGACCAUAACCUAAGCCGCUAUUCAUGCAUUAUUCUCGACGAAGCGCACGAGAGAACCUUGGCUACUGAUAUCCUUAUGGGUCUGUUGAAGCAAGUGGUGGUGCGGAGGCCAGAUCUGAAGCUCAUUAUCAUGUCUGCGACCUUGGACGCUGCCAAAUUUCAGAAAUAUUUCAUGGACGCACCCUUGCUGGCAGUGCCAGGUAGAACAUUCCCUGUGGAACUAUACUAUACACCAGAGUUCCAAAGGGAUUACGUGGAUUCGGCCAUUCGUACGGUUCUUCAGAUCCAUGCCACAGAAGAACCCGGUGAUAUUCUGUUGUUUUUGACAGGUGAAGAAGAAGUUGAAGAUGCGGUGCGGAAAAUCUCUCUUGAAGGUGAUCAACUGAUGAGAGAGCAGAACUGUGGGCCCAUUAGUGUCUACCCGUUAUACGGGUCUUUGCCCCCUCACCAUCAACAACGUAUCUUUGAGCCAGCUCCAGAAGCUGUUAAUGGACGUGCUGGAAGAAAAGUUGUUGUUUCAACCAACAUUGCCGAAACGUCUCUGACAAUUGACGGUAUAGUAUAUGUCGUCGAUCCAGGUUUUUCGAAGCAAAAGGUUUACAAUCCAAGAAUCAGAGUUGAAUCGUUGCUCGUGUCGCCCAUUUCAAAGGCUUCUGCCCAGCAAAGAGCCGGUCGUGCUGGUCGUACAAGACCAGGUAAGUGUUUCAGACUUUACACGGAAGAAGCCUUUCAGAGAGAAUUGAUUGAACAGAGCUAUCCCGAAAUUUUACGUUCCAACUUGUCUUCUACUGUUUUGGAAUUGAAAAAACUUGAUAUCAACGAUUUGGUUCAUUUCGACUUCAUGGAUCCACCUGCACCAGAGACCAUGAUGCGCGCCUUGGAAGAGCUAAAUUAUUUAGCGUGUUUGGAUGACGAAGGUAAUCUGACACCACUGGGCCGUCUGGCUUCAAAUUUCCCACUGGAUCCUAUGUUGGCAGUGAUGCUCAUAGGUUCUUCUGAGUUCCACUGUGCUGAAGAGAUGUUGACUAUUGUUGCAAUGUUGUCUGUGCCAAGCGUCUUUGUGCGCCCUGCUAAGGACAGGAAGAGAGCGGACGAUGCAAAGGCUAUUUUCGCGCAUCCCGAUGGCGACCACAUCACGUUGCUGAACGUUUACCAUGCUUUCAAGUCCGACGAGGCUUACGAGUACGGAAUCAACAAAUGGUGCCGCGAUAACUUUUUGAACUACAGAGCUUUGUCGUCAGCGGACAACAUUAGGGCACAGCUAGAGAGAAUGAUGCUUCGCUACAAUCUGCCACUCACUACCACAGACUACGAGGAUCCUCGUUAUUUCGACAACAUCAGAAAAGCACUAGCUGCAGGCUUCUUCAUGCAGGUAGCCAAGAAGAGAUCUGGUGGAAAGGGCUAUAUCACAGUAAAGGACGAUCAGGACGUUCUGAUCCACCCGAGCGCUGUGCUUGGCCACGAUGCCGAGUGGGUUGUCUACAACGAGUUUGUGCUCACGUCGAAAAACUAUAUCAGGACUGUCACGUCUGUGAGGCCUGAGUGGCUAAUAGAGCUGGCUCCUGCGUACUACGACUUGGAUAAUUUCAGAAAAGGAGAUGUCAAACUUUCGCUGGAACGCAUUAAGCAAAAAGUUGAGCUUGUGAAGGACAUGAACAGCGAUAAGAAGAAGAAGAGCAAGAAGAGCAAGCACAGGGAUUGA
This is a messenger RNA of Lachancea sp. 'fantastica', 2313 nucleotides long. Lineage: Eukaryota; Fungi; Ascomycota; Saccharomycetes; Saccharomycetales; Saccharomycetaceae. The record is from the annotation of a GenBank genome assembly.